CCACACCCAGCCCGGACUGCCCCCGCUCCAGGCCCCCGCCGCGUCGAGCCUCCUGGUGACCCGGCCUCACCCGCUUCUGGGCACGCUCCCGCUUGUACAUCUUGGCUGCCUUCUUGUUCUGGUUGAGCCCCAGCUUGGUCGACUUGAAGGACUCCAGGCGCUUCCGCAUGGUCCUGUGGAAGAUUUCCCGGUCCUGCUUCUCGUCCUCCGUGGGCGUGAGCUCGUGCCGGCUGUACAGAUGCUUGUACUGCAGGGUUGGGCACGGAGGUCACAGCUGUGCCCAGCACCGGACACUCCCGCCCUCCUGCCGCAGGGGCUGAGCGCGGAUCCCCCAUGGUCCUGGGAGGGGACCAGGAGGCCACCCUACAGCGGUCCCUGCGGGCGCGUCCAGCCCCCAGCCUGCGGGGCCCACCUCCUGCCGCGGCUUGUACAGGUACUGCUGCAACGUGUGGUGCGUGACCAUGUCCUCCGCGUCCCGGAUGCUCCGCCGCCGCUGCUCCAGAGACUGCAUGUCCAGGCAGACGGCGCUGACAUUCUCUCUCCUGCACGGGGACCAGCGCUGAGCCACACAGGCUCCCUCAGGGGAAGCUGCAUGACCCUGGCCACGUACAGGAGGUAUGAGACAGAGGCCUCCACGGUGGAUGAUCGUGGCGUGAAGUCCACGUUGACCAUGUUGUCAGUGCUGGGGGAGCGGAUGAAGGCCAGGGACCCACGGCGCUCUCCCUAUGGUCAGGAAGCAGCCCGCUGCAGAGGGGAGGAGAUGCCAAAACCAGGAGAUCAGAUUUUGAGCCUCUGUCCAUCUGUCUGAGGCCACAGCCAGACCGCUGCCUGAACUGGGCAGAGGUAAUGCUUGUGGGAGGACACAGUGGUCUGAGUGUGAAGGGGUAAAGCUGCCUAGGACUUGGGGGGUGUCUGGGGAAACUGCUGAUAUGCAGAAUCAGAAGUGGCCCCUGUCCCUGCCAGAGGCCCUAAAACCCCAUUGGCCUCAUGUCCAGAAAUGAAUCAGUUCGAGGGAACGGAGCAGAGCCUGAUGGGGCACAGAAGCCGCACAGCCGAGUGCCAGAGGACGGGAGUGGGGCCGCCUGUGUGUCCUCAGACCCCACCCACCUGAUGGCAGGGCCUGGAGAGCGUGAGGCUGUGGAGGAGUGCAGGGCAGGGUGGGCGUGUGGCUGCAGUCAGGGUCUCCAGGGCCAGCGGGGGCACAGGUGUGGAGGGAACGUCAGCUCACUGCGCUCAGACCUCGCCAGGUGGGCACCCGCGCCGCCUUGCAGCAGCAGGACGCUCCCAGGAGAGCCCCCGGGGUCGGGUGGGGGCCGCUGCUCCCACUGAACAUGUGGCCCCCACUUCACUGCCCACUCUGGGGCGCUCUGCCUGCUAUUUUGCUUCUAAAUCCAGCGUCUUCUGUAUGACCUUUGUCCCUCUGUCCCUCUCCUGCCACCCCGUGAAGACACGUGAGGGUCGGGGGAGCCACAGUGCCAGCUGCCACUCUGGGCAGGCACAGGCGAGGGCUGGAGCACCUGGGCACAUGGGGUCUUUGGAGGGGCUGUUCCCCACACCACUUCCCCUGCCCCUGCCGAGCCCCACACUGUGGGGCGGGGGGGCGCAGGGGGAGAGAGCAGCUGCCCUGUGUGAGAGCCAGGAGGGACAUCGGGCAAGCGGACGCCACCCCAGGUGUGGAGACCCAGGCUACUGAGUGACCAGGAGGCACCCACGGGCUCCCCACAUGCAGCUGAGCCCAGGGUCGUGGUCAUGGGUCAUGGGUCAAGGAUGGUGGCUGGUGGGGUUGGGGGAGAGGUUCAAGGCCCGCCUACUGACCUUGUCACCCAUGUGGGGGUGAGGGAAGCCCGCCAGAGGCUAGAGCCCCCACUGCCCCUUCCCACUCUCCAGCCAGGCUCCAGGCCUCCUAGGCCAGGGUAUCUGAACUUUCUCUCACUUGCCGGUCCUGUGGUUUGGGGGUUUGUGUGGAGCCUGGUCCAGGGGCCCUCCUUCCUGAUCUGCACUGGCUAGCCCUCCUGACAGCCCCAGGCCCCUAUGCCCUCUGCCAGGAGGCGCCUUGCCACGCGGCGUGGCCCCAGUCAUGGGUGGCACAUCUGGGGUGAAUGCACGUCAGUAGAGGCAGAAUCAUCCUAUCUGAAUGAAUGGAGUUUCCCGGCCCCCGCCGGCCCUCUGUGUGAGGGUCUGCAGGGUUUGGCAGGCCAGGCCUUUCCCUCUCACGAGAGCACCAACCCCCACCGGCUGCUGGACGAGGGCACCAAAGCUCGCUAGGGAGGACUCUGUCCUUAGGGAGGAGCCGCAGGGCCCAGAGGGAGCAGAAUCCCUGCAGCUGUGCCCCAGGCCCUGCGUUGCGCAAUUCCUGCAGCCAGAGCGCCCCUGGGGAGGUCAGGGCAGGUCGGGGAGGCUGAGGCCCACCUGCCAUGGUAGGCAGGUGCAGGAGCCAGUGGCAGCAGUGGCCCCGGGUCUGGGUGGGGCCCCUGGCCUCUGGUCUCUGGAGCAGAUGGGCUCAGAGUGGACUGGGAGAUGCUGGGGCAGCCUCAAAGCCACGGCCGGCCCACAGCGGGAGACAGCCCUGCUGCUGCCCCUCCGCCUGUGCUUGUGGGUCUGUGGGCACCUGUGUGGGCUGGGGCAGGCCCAACUGUGUUAGGACCAGGUCCCAUAACAGCCUGCCUGCUUACCGUCCACUCCCAUCUCCAGGGAAAGCAAGAGAGCGCAGGGUCCUAGGACCUAACCUCAGCGCUCACCCCCCACCAGCGCCGCAGUCACCAGGACUCUGUGACUCAGUUUACCCCACGUGACAGCCAGCUGGGAUUCCCAGGGCAUCAAAGGCCCAUCAGCCUCCUGUGAACUUCUGGGGUGGGCCUGGCCUUGGGACACCGGUGCAGGGGCCUCUCCUCACUGCCCCCGUGGCGCCCACAGCCAGUGCCCGAGCCUGCUGCACCCCGACCCGACAGAGGGAGCAAGCGGCUCAGCUACCUCAGCCACGUAGCUGAUGGCGUCCUUCAGGUUCAGCUCGUGGAAGACAUUCAGGAUCCGGUCUCGAGACUUCUGGGCCGACCGUCUCAUGAGGACCCUGCUGAGGAACUUUCUGUCGAAGUGGGACCACCUGUAGGGACAGACCUCAGGUGUGAGCCUCAGGCAACAGGCGCCCUGGAGCCCAGACCGUGGCCGGCCACUUCUCUCCUGAAUUGUAUUUGCUGUAACGACCCUGCAGGCGCAUUUAAAAUGAGGGAAGCAGCCUCUGCCACGCGCCCAGGCAUUCCACUUUCCAGCGGCCGCCUCCUCCAGAGGGUGGCUCAGGAGAGGGUGGGCAUCAGGCCUGGUCGGGCAAGGGGGCUCCAGCCACGUGGGGGGCACUUUUCAGCUGCACAGGAGGAAAGGCAGGGGCAGACAGACGCCCUGAGCCCUUAGACUUGCGAGAGCCAAGCUGACCAGAGUGAGGUUUUUUAGCCUAACAGAAUUAGAGUAUUUGCCGGUUAUCCGGAUCAGAAGGGAUGGUGGCCUGACUGGACGUAGAGGAAACUCUGGCGCACAAGGAGGUGAUGCCUGUCACUCUUGAACAUGGGCACAGCUGCCAGAGCUGCUCCCCGGGGCAGAGGGUGGGCCCCGGUGAGCUUGUGUGCUCACACCUGGGCAGGCCCCGUGGCAGCAAUGGCAGCUCUCCUGUGCAGGUUGAGUUUCAGCCACACCAAGAAGUCAAAGCUAACUGAGGCCUGCCUUCUGAGACCCCUGGGAUGGCCCCUGGGAGGCCAAGGAGUCGGGUACUGGGUACCUGGAGCAGAGUCACUGUGGCCACGGAGAACCGCAGCUGAGCUUUGUGAAGCCACGUGGCCACACCUCCCAGUGCCUCCUCCCCCACCAAACACAGACCACUCAGAUAAUAGGAACCCAGGGCAAAUUGUAUGUGCUACUUACUGGGUUUAUUAUAAGUGUCAAAUGUAUUUUAUAAUAAAACAUAGGUGAUUUCAGCUUAA
Chlorocebus sabaeus (green monkey) is the source of this 3968-nucleotide messenger RNA. NCBI's taxonomy places the organism in Eukaryota, Metazoa, Chordata, Mammalia, Primates, Cercopithecidae. The record is from RefSeq and is a predicted model, not a curated record.